Messenger RNA from Scylla paramamosain (green mud crab), 7589 nucleotides. RefSeq names its product zinc finger protein 33B-like. Gene Ontology annotation, biological process: regulation of transcription by RNA polymerase II. Gene Ontology annotation, molecular function: DNA-binding transcription factor activity, RNA polymerase II-specific. Bases 1672 to 2838 code for a protein of 388 amino acids. Gene Ontology annotation, cellular component: nucleus. NCBI's taxonomy places the organism in Eukaryota, Metazoa, Arthropoda, Malacostraca, Decapoda, Portunidae. The transcript has 2 exons. The record is from RefSeq and is a predicted model, not a curated record.
AAUGACAGCGCUUUACUUCAUCCUGAGGAGGGAGAAGCGCUCAAUUUGAAAUAUUUGAGUUAGUGCGAGGAAGAAGUCUGUCUGUUGCUGCCAUUAUUUCCAGCGCACCACCACAUUUUGUGAAGAGAAACAAGGUGACCACUUCUUAUUCAUUUCUCUGCCUUGCCAGUUAGGUUAGGUGACUUUAGUUAGGUUAAGUUUGUUUAGUUUGGUUAGUGUGAUUAGGUUUGGUUAAGUUAUGUUUGGUUAGGUUAGGUUAGGUAGUUUAGCUAGGUUAAAUUAGUUUGGUUAGGUUUUAUUUGGGUAGGUUAGGUUAAUUUAGUUAGGUUAGGUUAGUUAGGUUAGGUUAAGUUAGGUUAGGUUAAGUUAGUUUGGUUAGGUUAAGUUAGUCUUGGUUAGGUUAGGUUAAGUUAGGUUUGGUUAGGUUAGGUUAAGUUAGGUUAGGUUUGGUUAGGUUUGGUUAGGUUCUCUGCCUUGCCAGUUAGGUUAGGUGACUUUAGUUAGGUUAGGUUAAGUUAGUUUGGUUUGUGUGGUUAGGUUUGGUUAAGUUAUGUUUGGUUAGGUUAGGUUAGGUAGUUUUGUCAGGUUGUUAGUUUGGUUAGGUUUUAUUUGGCUAGUUUAGGUUAAUUUAGUCAGGUUAGGUUACUUAGGUUAAGUUAAGUUAAGUUAGGUUUGGUUAAGUUAGUUUGGUUAGGUUAAGUUAGUCUUGGUUAGGUUAGGUUAAGUUAGGUUUGGUUAGGUUAGGUUAAGUUAGGUUAGGUUAAAUUAGGUUUGGUUAGGUUAGGUUAGCUACUUUAGUUAGGUUAAGUUAGCUAGUUUGGUUAGGCCUGUAAGGUGGAGAUUGAACGGAAUGAUGUCGCUUUCCUCCAGAGUGGUGAAUCUGCUCCACCCGGAUCCUCGUUGCUGGAUCCACUUGUUGCGGUGGAUUGUUACCCUCUAAUUUAAUUCAUUCCCAUCACCACUAACCUUGCUGUUGGAAUGACAGUUCCCACAAACACUCCAUUUAAAUUCAAAUUAUGUUGAAAGGCCGGGGGUAAAUGUGACAUUUUUUUUAAUUUAUUUUUUUCUUCACCUCAGUUAAAUUGUCUGUGUGCAUGAUUUGGUUAGCCUUAGAUGUUAAUGAGUUAGGUAUUCUGUACACAGCAUUAAUACUGUGAUAACAUUUUAAACAGUAAGUAUUCUGUACACAGCAUUAAUACUGUGAUAACAUUUUGAACAGUAAGUAUUCUGUACACAGCAUUAAUACUGUGAUAAUAUUUUGAACAGUAAGUAUUCUGUACACAGCAUUAAUACUGUGAUAACAUUUUGAACAAGUACUCGUAUACCGGGGAAAAACUGUGUUUGUGUCCUUGAUGACCCAGUGAAGUGUGCGUGGGUGACCCAACUUUGGGCUGUGACCCAAGGGUUAAGAACCACUGACCCAAGGUGAUGCACUCUUCCAGGCACUUGCUGUGAGAGAGAGGGGAGACCUGUGCACCGCUCUGCUGCACUGUGCUUAGAUGUCCCUGGUACAAUCCUGAGACUGUACCAUUCUUGCCCCUAUUGUGAGUAUGUCUGUGUGUGUGUGUGUGUGUGUGCGUGUGUGUGUAGUUGACAAUUACUGAAGAGUUUGUGACUUGACCCGUCCCACAAGUGACAAAAACGGCAUCACGUUGGUCAGUGCUUGCAGAAAUGGCUCUUUCUGAGACGUGGGUACAGUUUGUAAUGGCUGCCACUCUUCCCUGCUCCACAGACCAGGCCAGCAUCCAGGCCGUCGCCCUGCCUGGCACUGACGGCUGUCUGACCUCCCCGAGGGUCCCUGCAGGACUGGACGCGGCGUGUGCUGGCGGGAGUGGUGCUGCGGUGGAGGUCGUGAGGCCAGGCAGCAGCAUGAGCGGCCAGCGGCGGCGGCAACAGCAGCAGCAGCAGCAGCAGCAGCAGCAGCCAGCCUCAGGUGUGGGGAGGCACAGGCGUGGUGGCAAGAAUCACCUGGAGGCAGGCAGCUCUGUCCACAGAGGAGAGAGCAAGUUUGAGUGCCAGCAGUGUGACAAAACUUUUGUAUCCAGACAAGGCCUUAAGUACCACACCCUGACACACAGUGGUGUUAGAAAUUAUGAGUGUGGUGAGUGUGGGAAGAAAUUUACCCAGAAGUCUUCCCUCACCAGACACACCCUGACACACAGUGGUGUUAGAAAUUAUGAGUGUGAUGAGUGUGGGAAGAAAUUUACCCACAAGUCUUACCUCACCACACACACCCUGACACACAGUGGCGUUAGAAAUUAUAAGUGUGAUGAGUGUGGGAAGAAAUUUACCCAAAAGUCUUCCCUCAACACACACACCCUGACACACAGUGGUGUUAGAAAUUAUGAGUGUGAUGAGUGUGGGAAGAAAUUUAUCCACAAGUCUUCCCUCACCACACACUCCCUGACACACAGUGGUGUUAGAAAUUAUGAGUGUGAUGAGUGUGGGAAGAAAUUUACCCACAAGUCUUACCUCACCACACACACCCUGACACACAGUGGCGUUAGAAAUUAUAAGUGUGAUGAGUGUGGGAAGAAAUUUACCCAAAAGUCUUCCCUCAACACACACACCCUGACACACAGUGGUGUUAGAAAUUAUGAGUGUGAUGAGUGUGGGAAGAAAUUUAUCCACAAGUCUUCCCUCACCACACACUCCCUGACACACAGUGGUGUUAGAAAUUAUGAGUGUGAUGAGUGUGGGAAAAGAUUUCCUACCAUUUCUCGUCUCAAUGAACACGCCUUCAGACACACUGGGGUGAGGGAGUUCGAGUGUGAUGUUUGUGGCAAGUGUUUCAUGACAAAGGCUGAGAUUGCCCAGCACGUGAAGAUCCACUUCUGAGGUGGUGGUGUGUGGACACAUGGGGCCACACCUGUACCUGUGGUGGUGGUGGUGGUGGUGGUGGUGGUGGUGGCCGUGCCUGUGUGUGCUGUGAGGGAGUCAUGACCACAGCAGUUUUGUGUGGUGGUGGUGGUGGUGGUGUGGGGGAAUCAUGGCCCCAGCAGUUUUGUGUGGUGGUGGUGGUGGUGGUAGUGGUGUGGGGGAGUCAUGGCCCCAGCAGUUUUGUGUGGUGGUGGUGGUGGUGUGGGGGAGUCAUGGCCCCAGCAUUUGUUUUGUUGGCAGUGCAGGUGUGACUUUCAAUAAAUGUGUGUGUGCAGUAAACCUUUGUUUGUGUAUUCACCAGGUGUAGUAUACAGGGCCUCAGCUACAGGAAUAUAUUGUAGUGAGGCAGCCCCUCUCUCUCCUUGCCUCAAGUGUUUGUGUAUUCACCAGGUGUAGUAUACAGGGCCUCAGCUACAGGAAUAUAUUGUAGUGAGGCAGCCCCUCUCUCCUUGCCUCAAGUGUUUGUGUAUUCACCAGGUGUAGUAUACAGGGCCUCAGCUACAGGAAUAUAUUGUAGUGAGGCAGCCCCUCUCUCUCCUUGCCUCAAGUGUUUGUGUAUUCACUAGGUGUAGUAUACAGGGCCUCAGCUACAGGAAUAUAUUGUAGUGAGGCAGCCCCUCUCUCUCCUUGCCUCAAGUGUUUGUGUAUUCACCAGGUGUAGUAUACAGGGCCUCAGCUACAGGAAUAUAUUGUAGUGAGGCAGCCCCUCUCUCUCCUUGCCUCAAGUGCAUUUCAGUCGGCAGUGUGGCGCAGCAUUGAAGGCUGUUACAAAGAUGCACAGCGUCCAAAGGGCGAGUGUAGUCGUGCACGUUUGGCCAGCCACUAACCCUUUGACUGCCACUUGGUAGACCUUUCCCUCAUCACCAAUCACUGAGACACCUUUACUUGCUCCACAGGCACAUCCAGUCUUUGAACUGGGAAGAAAUUGCAAAAUAUAUUCUUGCGCUGCUGCUGGUACUGCUGACUGUGUUGUGUUGCAGGGAAAGGGUCCAGGGACAGGCAGGUUGGUCACACUUAACCCUCCCUGUGUGAAUGCAUGUUGCUUCUCACCAAACACUUUUCUGGCCUGUAAAUCUCGAGUGUUUCAUCCCUGACCACUUCCCCCGUGGCUUGUGUGCUGUGCUUGUAAGGCUUGCUGGGGCACCACCACUGGCUGCCGUCCCAACACUGACACCUCUGCAGGUGAACACCACCACCAAGGUCUAUACAGGGUGUCUCAAGAGGAAAGGAACACCAACACUAAUAACACAGUCUUCUGAUGCCUAACACAACACUGUCUUCUAGUGGUCAGUCUCUGUCAUUUUUCUCUUCAUUUCUUUUUUCUCUUUAUACAAGUGUUGUCAAUCAGUUUGUCUGUCUGUCAUAUUUCUCUGUUCAUUUCUUUCUCCUCUUCUCUUCUCUUCAUACAGGUGUUAUCAAUCAGUCUGUCUGUCAUAUUUCUCUGUUCAUUUCUUUCUCCUCUUCUCUUCUCUUCAUACAAGUGUUGUCAAUCAGUCUGUCUGUCUGUCAUAUUUCUCUGUUCAUUUCUUUCUCCUCUUCUCUUCUCUUCAUACAGGUGUUAUCAAUCACUCUGUCUGUCAUAUUUCUCUGUUCAUUUCUUUCUCCUCUUCUCUUCAUACAAGUGUUAUUAAUUAAUUUGUGUCAUAUUCCUCAAUCCAUUUCUUUCUUGUCUUCUCUUCUUUCCCUCAUACAAGUGUUACCAGUUAAUCACACAUUCCUCUGUUCAUUUCUUUCUUCUCUUCUCUUGUCUUCUCUUCACACAGGAGUUAUGAACCAAUCUGUGUCAGUUCCUCACUUUACUGGCCAAGAACACAUUACAUUGUAGUCUUGGUGCUGUAAUGCAAACACACUCCAGGGCAAGAACAAGGACAAGAAACAAGAACAAGCCUGGGAAACAAAAUGCAUAAAGAAAAGGAGGAACAAAAACAAAACUGGUGAACUAGGAAAACAAAACAAAGCAAAACAGUACUGGUUUACUAGGAACAACAACACAAACUGGUGAAUUAUUUUGACACACACACACACACACACACACACACACACAGUUUAACAAUUUCAUAACCAAGACGUACAGUAGCAGGUUAAGGUUCCCUCAUUAGCACUCUUGACCUAACAAAAGUGCAAACUACAGUAUUGGUCCCUUCUCAUUACAACAAAUACUUAAUAUAAAUGUUAGUGGUGUACAUUCUCUCUCUCUCUCUCUCUCUCUCUCUCUCUCUCUCUCUCUCUCUCUCUCUCUCUCUCUCUCUCUCUCUCUCUCUCUCUCUCUCUCCUGACUAUUUUCAUUAACUUUUUUUUUUCAUCUGUUUACAUAUUUCCUCUCUCUUUAUACUUUUGACAAUUAAUUAUUCUAUUUUCUUAAGUUCUGUUCAUCUUUUCCCUCUUUAUACUUUUAAAAAUUAAUCAUUUAAUACUUCUUAAUUUUUCAUCUCUUUCCUCUCUUUAUAAUUUUGACAAUUAAUAAUUCCAUUUUUUUAAUCUCUUUCCUCUCUUUAUAUUUUCGACAUUUAAUCAUUCCAUUUACACUGAAGUUUUUCAAGCAAUUGUGUACAGUUUCCAUUAAGAGACGAGUGAGCCAAACAUCAGUGGUCAUACAGCUUUUGUAAAUGCAGAGGAAAGGGAGUUAUAAAAAGAGAGAGGGGGGGGUGUCACAGGGGAGUGAGAAGGCAGCUGUGUUGAAGGAAGAGUAUUAAAGCAAACUGAAAAUGAGAAAACGGAUACUGGCUUAAAUUGUAGCAUUAGAAGACAGCUAAAUCUUUGAAUCCCUUGUUGUUUACCUGAUCCUCCAAACUCUUGCCUGAACAAAAGACAAAAGCAAUCCAAAGUGAGAAGAAUAAAGAAAAAAGAAGAAAAAAAGAAAAGACAAAAUAGAUACAGGCUUAAACUGUAGCAUUAGAAGACAAGCCUGCUCAUCCCUUCUCCUGGCUUUAGCCUCUACUGUUCUUAUCCUUGCUUUAACUAACAAUCUACUCCCCCAGUCUCCUACAUGCCUCAGGUCUUUCUCUGCAUUCCUGACUGCCAUCUGACCCUGCCAUUCUCUAUUUUCUUCCUCACCAUCCUGUCGCCUAACUUCUGCCGUUCUUCCUUUGUGUUCUUCGUUUCCACUGUUCCAUUUUUUUUUUUUUUUUUUUCCAAGAUGAGGUUCCCUCUGCUCUAAAUAUCUUUUCAAGCCAUCUCUCCUCGCCGAGUCCUUCUAUCUUCCUAAGUAAAUUAAGUUUUCCUUUCUCAACCCUGUCCCUGAAUGUGCUUCAUCACAUCUCACCUCAGAUUGCCUCUACUGCUGUACUGUUUGGGACCCCUAAACUCCACCUGCUUGUAAUGUUCGUGAUCUCUCUAACUUCAUGAGAUCUCCCUCCCGGUAAUGACACCGCCGUGUGCACAGCGCCUCGCCUCCCGCUCCUCCAACCCAGCGCACUGGUCACCACAUUGGUAUUGCAAGGUUUCUGAGUGAUAAAGUGGGUCUACCUGUCACAUGAGUUACUCCAGAGAUGUUUCAAAGUUUAUAAGUAGGUUUUACAAGGGUUAUAAGUGGGUAUUACAAAAUCUUAGUGGUAUUAGUAGUACUAGUGGUAUUAGCUACAGAGGCAAGACGAGGUGUGAAGUGGUUGUACCUGUCAUGGCAGCCACUACAGGGUUAUUACAAGGUCAAUAAGUGUGCUAUACAAGGGUUAAGUAGUUUUACUCGCAAUAUUUCCCGACCAAUCAAAGGCUACAACGAAGCUGCCAAGUGGUUCUGUCUGUCAUUAGCCACAACAGGCAUUUCAGACUGGUUGUGGUUCCAGCUGCUGCAUUACAAGGUUAACAUAACAGCGUAGGCAAUGGUCGGUAUUACAGCCGUCAUGUUGGUCACCACAGAGAUAUUGCAAGAUAUAUACGUGGUUGAGUGGUGCUGUAUUAGUCAGGGGAAGUGGGGAUGUGUUUAACGAAGCUUUUAAGUGGUUUCACCUGUCAGGUUAGCCGCCACAGAUGUAAUUUACACUGUGGUUAAGUAAUUACAUCUGCCGUAUCAGUUAUCACAGGUAUUUGAAGGUUUAUAAGCAAUUACACUCGUCAUACUAAUGAUGAGCUCAGGUGUUACGAGGUUCAUGAGUGACAAGAUGGUUCCCUCUGCCUCGCCAGACUCGCAGCACCCACCCCGCCUCUCUGCUUCAGUCACCAGCCUGCCCCUCCCUCCCUACUUGCCUUCCUCCCACCCCCUGGACAGGCAGCGUGCAGGCUUGGUAGACACAGAUGAAGCAUUCUUUCCCCAGCACUUGCCUUCACACCCACGGCCACGGGCCCCUCCGUCACAGCGUUAACCACCCAACAAGCACCGCAUCACAGCCAGGCGGGGUACAACUGCCAUCAUGAUAGUUUGCAUCAACGACCCAACAAUACCCAAUUAUCUGCCACUACAGACGAGUAAUGUGUGCGUGGCUUCAUUAUCUUGUACACAGAGAGAGAGAGAGAGAGAGAGAGAGAGAGAGAGAGAGAGAGAGAGAGAGAGAGAGAGAGAGAGAGUUUGUUAAUUUAUUGCGCCAGUCUACAGAAAACACCAUACAAAACUACUCCUGACAGUAUAAAUUGAUAAUUCAGAUAAUGACAUGAUGAAGGCAAGCAAGUUAUGGUCUGGCAGCGUAUCAAAGGGAGUGACAGCAGACAUAAAUGAAUCAACGGUGCUGGUUUGGCUUGUUAACUACCUGUCAUGAAUUAACGGUGCUGGUUUGGCU